CCAGCCUUUCCUUCUAUUCCCUAAUUUCCGACUUCUCUGAGUUUCUCAGAGUCUCACCCGCAUACACACAACGUUCAGUUUCCAAACACAAUCGACUUUAAAUUUGAAUUUGAAUUUGGAUUUGGAUUUGGAUUUGGAUUCACUGUGAUGCCUUACACGGUACGAGAGAACCUCUCGAUCGGUAACAUCGGCGACGCGGCCGGGAUUCUUCAAAACGACACCGUUCACAGUGUCACGCACAUUCUCUCCGUCCUCAGCUCUGCCUCCAUCUCCUUCUUCACUGAAUGGCGUCCCAGUCUCUCCAUCCCUGCCAAGGAAAUCACCAAAGUCCAUGUGGCGGACGCCGGUGCUAGUGCCGCCAAAUCGGCGCUCGCGCCGGAUAAGCUUCUUUACUCGCUCGAGUACGCCGGUCGUGACUUGAAGCUCGUGAGGAUGGCCGUGCCUCUCCGAGACACCGAGAACGAGAACUUGUUGGAUUACCUGGAAGUUUGCAUCGAUUUCAUUGAUCGCGGUCGGAAGGAAGGUUCCGUUCUCGUCCACUGUUUCGCCGGAGUUUCCAGAAGUGCGGCGGUUAUUACGGCUUAUUUGAUGAGAACCGAACGUCUAUCUGUAGAAGAUGCCCUUGAAUCGUUGAGGCAGAGCUGUGAAAAUGUUUGUCCCAACGAUGGUUUUCUAGAGCAGUUGAAACUGUUUGAGGGGAUGGGUUUCAAGGUUGAUCACUCCAGCCCUAUAUACAAGCGCUUUCGUCUAAAAGUACUAGGUGAAAAUCAUUUAUCAGGGUUGAGGAUAGACAGUUCUAAAUUUGGUGCAGAUCCUGGCAUGCCUGUCGAAAUUUCUUCAGGGACAGAAGAAACCACUAAAGUAGAAAAUAACCGGAGACCUACAUAUCGCUGUAGGAAAUGCCGACGACUUGUUGCAUUGCACGAACAUGUCAUAGAUCAUGUUCCUGGUGAGGGUGAGACAGCCUUUGGGUGGAACAAACGAAGAGGUGGUAACCCUUUCAACAAAUCUAAAGAAUCUGACUGUUCAUCCAUAUUUAUUGAGCCUCUACGGUGGAUGAAAGCUGUUGAGGAAGGUGCAUUGGAGGGAAAGCUGUCAUGUGCUCAUUGUGACGCUCGUUUGGGAUACUUCACUUGGGCAGGCAUACAAUGCAGCUGCGGAAGCUGGAUAACCCCAGCAUUUCAACUCCACAAAAGCCGGAUAGACAUAAGCCCCAUGUAACCCUUCUUUCUCCACUUUAUGCAUAUCCUCAUUCCUCAGUAAGGGAUGCACCCUAUAUUUUUGUCGUUGUUCUUGGACUUGUGCUCUGCCUCAAGCUUUCGAAGUUGGUCCACUGCCAAUGAAGUAAUGGAAAG
Messenger RNA from Vigna umbellata (rice bean), 1355 nucleotides. RefSeq lists its product as uncharacterized. Gene Ontology annotation, molecular function: protein tyrosine/serine/threonine phosphatase activity. Gene Ontology annotation, biological process: protein dephosphorylation. Lineage: Eukaryota; Viridiplantae; Streptophyta; Magnoliopsida; Fabales; Fabaceae. The record is from RefSeq and is a predicted model, not a curated record.